AAAGGACGCGCUGGUUGUCCACGAUCACGAGCGGCCCAAUGGCGGUAGACUACAACAAUGGCUCGCUGUCGCUUUCAGACGAGAAGUGACCGAAGGACGCACUGAUAUACACAAACACAAAGAAGUUCGCGCUACUAGAGAACGAGAGAAAGAGAGAGAGAGAGAACGGAUAAUCAGUCUCGGGUCUCGGCGGUAGAGAUCCGUAGAAUCACGAAGAACCGCCGCCGUCGUCACCGCUAUCAAUUAAAAACGCAAAGUGCGCGACGUCGCCGAUAAAGAAACCAAGAAAUCGAAAAACAGGUGGUGAAGGAUGUAGAGGCACGUCGAGUACCCACAUCGAGAAGAAGACAUUUCUCAGAUUGUCGAGAUCCUGGUCUGGACACACUCUGCGUGCUUGGUAACUUGCCCUUCUGACGUUCCAUGACUUCUACGCUCGGCGGUACAAAAUUGACAGAAAAUGACAGUAUUAGAAGCAGAAGAAGAGACUGAUGAACAGCCAAACCCGCCAAGGAAGAAACUUUGCCUCUCUAUCACAGCCACAUCAGAGAGGCGCAAUCAAGGGCUCAACAAAACCAAAUCCGAUACUGAAUUGGUCGGGCGGGCUAGUACUAGCCAAGUACGUCCAUUUCAAAUAACUACAGGCAAAAUGUUGAAUGAUUUUCAAAGAUUAAGUAGCAGUCAUAGAGAUUCUGGCUGCGACAUCACAUCUAACAUAACAGGAGGCUUGCGAAUAGCAACUUUAUGCAAUCUAGGCAAUACUUGCUUCCUAAAUAGUGUUCUCUACACCCUACGCUGCACCCCAUCAUUCUUACACAACCUUCAUCAUUUAGUAACAGAUCUAUCAAUCAUCAAUGAAAAGCAACUUCAAACCAAAAUUAAGAUAUCAUCCUUGGGUAGAACUGGUGUGUCAUCAACGACAAGCAGUAGUCGUAGUUAUAGUAGUAAAGAUCUUCCAUCUUUAACAGCUGCUAGUGCAGCUACAGAACUGAAUAAGCCGCGAAUUCAGGUAGCCACUGAGAAGUUGCAUGAGCUGUUUAUGUCUCUGAGAGAAUUAGAAGCUAGAGAGAACAGUGAGCCUUUUCAGCCAGAUGCUUUUCUACAAGCGCUAAGAGACGUAAACACAAUAUUCGAGGGCAACCAGCAACAAGACGCACAUGAGUUGCUCGUUUGCCUGCUCGACAACAUUCGCGAGACGUUCCAGCUGGUGGUGAGGCACCGAGACAACCAGUUCAAAUGGCCAGAAACUGCGAGUAGCGGUCCUAGUCUUGAUUUUCUCAAGGAAACCAAGCCUGUCGCGCUGCCUGAAAGUAACAAACGUGGCACUCGCAAGUCUCAGAAGCAAAAGAAAAAGCCGUUAGGUAGUUCAAUGAGAGCUUCCAGUGCCAGUGGAUUGAUACAAACUACUCUCAACGGGACAAUCUUGAAGAGUUUGACCUCGGGAACGCAUAUUGUGGAAAACGGUAGCAUUACACCACCAUCGACCAACGGAGAGAUAACCAUGCAAAGUCAACAGCUCGAGACUAAAAAAUGCUUCAUUUACGAGGAUUUCGAGGGUGUUAGCCUUCUACGUACGACGUGCCUCGAGUGCGAGCAGGUCACCGAAAGAAAAGAGACCUUCUGCAACAUUUGCGUGCCCAUCGAUAUUGAUCGAUUGAAUGAAAAAGAUGAGAAUGGGAAAACUUUAGACUGUAGCGCUAUUUACAAGAAAUUGGUAGUCACGAGUGAAUUCCUGAACGAUAAGAAUAAGUAUUGGUGUGCUGCGUGUCUGCGAUAUAAUGAGGCUCAACGAGCUAUAUGUUAUCCGUCAUUACCGAGAAUACUUAUUUUACAAAUAAAAAGGUUUACUGGUACUAUGGAAAAAAUAAAUAAUCACAUGCCAACGCCACUGACCCUACAAUGUUUCUGCGAGGAGUGCAAUAAGGAACCAGCGGUUCAACGGCAUGUGUAUAAUUUGUAUUCGGUAAUUAUGCACCAAGGCGCGACCAUGACGGCCGGCCACUACAUCGCCUAUACUCGUCUGCCCGGCGAAUCCGCACACUUUGAGUAUCAGCAGUGUGAUCGCGAUAACGCUUCGAAACAACAGAGCGGACAGAGUUAUCAAAACCAUCAGUCAUCAAAUCCACAUCACAAUGGCCACCACGGCUCCGACAAUAGCGGUAAAAUAACAUCGUUUUUUAAUUGCUUUGGCAACAAGCCUAACGUAAAUGAGAAACAGGAGGCAGCACUGCGAAGCAAACAGCAGCAACAGCAACAUCUGCAACAGGGUUGCCGAGGUAACGACUGUUGCGGUAUAAGGCAGACAUCGCGCAACGAGAGUGGCACAUGGCUCGAGUGCGACGAUGAGGCCGUUCGCGUAAUUCCAGUGCGCGAACUUCAGGAUAAGCUCGCCCCGAAUCCACGAAAUUCGGCCACACCUUACUUGCUUUUCUACGUCCGCUCGAACAUGACUUCAGCGGCAACAACGGCUACGGCAACGACGUCAGCAACUGCGACGUCGUCGGCGAUACCAACAACUACUACUGCGAUGACGACGACGAACACAACAUGAAAUAGCCGGUUGGACAUGCUGAAUUAUGUAUAUAUAAUCAUAGCUGUAGCUGUUUUGAUGGUGUAAAUGGAGGAGAACGAUAUUAAUGUUAAACGCUUUUCACGACACGAUUGCAUUAUACUUCGAAAGCUAUUCUUUUUUUAUUUUUCUUUUUUUUCUUUUGUGCAUUCUGCGAAGAACCCGAGCCAUUCACUCGGGACUGAAAAUUGUGUGAUAUUUUUUUAACGAAGCAAAUUUUUUAGCAUUCGACAAUUGUCACUCCGAAUCUCACCGUAAUGCUUUUAUCUUGUCUGUUUUGUCGCUUUCAACUUUGAGUUACUUUAGAGACCUUUUCAAGGCAACCUUACGAACGACGUAUUAUCUUUUUAUAAAACAGGGCAUUGUAAAUGCAAAUGGAUAAUUAAUCUCUUUCUUUUAAUGCCUAUUUCUUAUGCGUCUUGCCUAUGAAAAGCCUUUUUUAAAUAAACAAGAAUAAAAAAGGACACCGUUAAAACGAUGGCUCAGGGAUAUAUCGACGUAUGACGUCGUUAAUUUUUAGACAAGUGAUAUAAUGAUUAAAAACGAGGUCUCAUCCUCCCUUUGCGUUUCACGUGAAAUGUACAAAAACAAAAACACUCGGCAAAUUUUAUCAAUUUUAAUUAAUUCCUGCGGAAUGUAUAGUUUGAUUAAUAAUUUCUUUUGUUUCUUAAGACUGAGCUCAGUUUCGAAAUUAUAAAGCCAUAUUAUUAUAAUACACAUUAUGU
Phymastichus coffea is the source of this 3291-nucleotide messenger RNA. It is a transcript of the gene Usp1, whose product is annotated as ubiquitin carboxyl-terminal hydrolase 1. Bases 458 to 2548 code for a protein of 696 amino acids. The record is from RefSeq and is a predicted model, not a curated record. Gene Ontology annotation, molecular function: cysteine-type deubiquitinase activity; cysteine-type endopeptidase activity. Gene Ontology annotation, biological process: protein deubiquitination. Lineage: Eukaryota; Metazoa; Arthropoda; Insecta; Hymenoptera; Eulophidae. Gene Ontology annotation, cellular component: cytosol; nucleus. The transcript is spliced from 8 exons.